Betta splendens (Siamese fighting fish) is the source of this 3265-nucleotide messenger RNA. It is a transcript of the gene cep112, whose product is annotated as centrosomal protein 112. The record is from RefSeq and is a predicted model, not a curated record. The coding region runs from base 193 to 3078 and encodes 961 amino acids. Lineage: Eukaryota; Metazoa; Chordata; Actinopteri; Anabantiformes; Osphronemidae. The transcript has 27 exons.
UAGGUAUUAAAAAUAAACUUGUUGAUGUACAGCAAGGAGGGGAACGUGUUACUAUGGCAACGAAGCGACGCCGCGACGUAGCCCGUAGCCGGAUGUGGCGUCGCGUGUGCGCUGCAAAGUUUGAACCCUUUUGAGCGGCGAAAUCAGUGCUAAAGUUUAUCGUUACCCGUCUUCGGAUGCAUUGAAGACACCAUGAGUAAACAUGAGGACGCGUGGGAAAGGCUGGACACGGAGUUUGACCACUUUCUGCUGGACAUGAAGCCAUAUGUUCUGAAACACUCCGACAAGGCAGAACGCCAGCGAUGUGCCAUGUGGAUAAAAAAGCUGUGUGACCCGGCAACCUGUGGUUCAGAUCUGAUGGGUCGUAGGAACCGUAACAUAUAUGCCCGCUUGCUCCUUCAAAUGCUCAAAAGAGGGGUCCUGGAGGGGCCUUUCACCAACAAACCACAGCCCGGCAGCCUUAACACACUCCCAGCCUACAUGUCAAUCUACUUUGAUGAACCACUGAGUGGUCGGUUUGAGGAGCGCGGCAGCACAGACCUGCCUGACUGGGUUACAGGAGAGUUGGGUGGCCACGCCGACGACAGUUUGACUGAAGGUCUGCUGAAGGACAGAGCUAGUACCACACAACGUCCAGCUCGUCAACGGAGAAGGCUGUACGAGGAGAACACUCAAUCACGACCCGCGGCCUCCAGUCCACUCAAACAGUCACCCAGACAUGAUGCCAGAAGGGUGGAUGGGGGGCUGGGAGCAGAUUUAUCUGCCGAUGACAGUGACCUGGAGGCGCGUCUCAACAGCUGGAACCUGGGGAUUGAAAACCCGAGGUAUUUGCGAGAAAAGCCCUUUCCAUUGUCUCCGAUUUUCAAGUCAAGCUAUGGGAGAAAAAACACUAUAGCAGAUGACCAGGGCCCACUGCUUGUACAGAACAAGGAGGUUGAGAUGAAGAUCAAAGUACUGGAGGCUAAGCACCAGGAGGAGAAACUGAAGAUGCAGCAGAGACAUGAUGUCGACGUUGAGAAAAUUCUGGAACGAAAGAAUGGUGAAAUUGAAGAGGUGAAGAUUAUGUAUCGGGCUAAGCAGAAGGAAUUGGAGGACAUGAUCCGUAAGCUGGAGAGGAAAGUUCAAAGUGUGCUGCGGGAAUCCCAGGUCAUCUGCGAGAGCAAAGAGAAGCAGAUCGCUGAGCUAAAGAAGAUGUCGGACAACAGUACUGACUCCCUGAAAAACGAGUGGGAGAAAAAGCUGCAUGCUGCUGUGACAGAGAUGGAACAGGAGAAGUUUAAACUACAGAAGAAACACACUGAGAACAUCCAGACAUUGCUGGAUGACACCAGCGAUAAACUUACUAAGAUGGAGGCCGAGUAUAAUGCGCGUUCGCAGGCAACUACGAAAGCGGCGCAUGAGCUGGAGCUACGCAUGAAACAUCUGUCAGUGGAGAUGGAGAAGGGCAACGCUCUCCGUCAGAAGGUGACGCAGGAGAAGGGCCAGUUGGAAAUUCAUGUCGCGUCCCUCAGCGCCGAACUGCAGGAGGCAAACAGACGGAUUGUUACACUGCAGAAGGAGAAGGAACAGCAGACUGAGCAGUAUGAGCAGACUGUGCAGAAGCUCCAAGCCAAACAUGAGAUUGACAUAAACCACUUACAUCAAGAACAUUCAUUGUCUGCUGCUAAGGCCUCUGAGGUGAUAGAGGAGUUUGAGAAAACUAUAGUUCAUCUGAAGCAUCAGCUGCAGGAUAGUGAACACAGAAGACAGCAACAAGUCAGGGAUCAGGAGAUAAAGUUUCAGAAGGAAAAAGAUGAAUUGCAUGUCAGCUAUGAGAGAAAGGUUUUAGCCAGCAACAGUGACGCAGAGAAAGAGAAAGCCGAGGCUAAGAGGAAGAUAGCCAAACUAGAAGAUGCACUCAGGGAAAUGCAGAGCCAACUGGACCGAGCCAGGGAGAGCCAAAGGCAGACGGUCCAGCAGACAGAUAUGGCGCUGGAGCAGUUCAAGAAGCAGGUGGAGCUCACUUCUGAGAAGGCCUAUGCUGACAUGAAGCUCCAGAUGGAGAAGGUAGAGGAGGAUCUGAUCCUCACCAAGUCCCUCAGAGAGAAGCAGUCCAAAGACUUCUCCCAGCAACUUGAUGCACUCAGACAGAAGUAUGAGCAGCAGAUGGCUGAGCAGCGCACGCAGCACGAGCAGGAGCGGACGCGGCUACAGCAGCAGCACAGCAAGGAAAAGGACAGCCUGGUCCAGGAGCACCAGCGGGAGGCGAGCAGCCUGGAGAAGCAGGCCAGGGUCGCCCUGCAACAGCACCAACAACACACCCAGGAGUGGAGAAAGCGCGAUGCCCAGAUUAUUUCAGAUUUGGAAGCCCAGUUGCAGAGUGUACGUGAGGAACUGCAGGGGGCCCACGCUCAGCACAAGCAACAGCUGGUUGAGAUGGCAUUGCUUCGGGAGGAGGAGAAGCAACGGUGGUUCCUGGACAAGGAGGCAGCACAGGACCGGCUUCGCUCCAGAAUGGAUCAGAUCCGCUGUGACCUGGAGAGAAGCCACCAGAAGGAGAGGGACUCCGUUCAGGAAAAGACCAACAGCAGGUUGAAGCAGAUUGAGAAGGAGUGCAGUCAGAAGCUUGCCAAGUCUGCCCAGUUCAUCGCGGAGUUACAGACAUCUUUAUGUGACUCGAGGCGAGAAGCUGCCCGUCUGCAGCAGACGAGCGAGCGGCAGCUGGAGGAGGCUAACGCUCGCUGGGAUGAGGAGAGGAAAAGCAUCACUCACCGUGCUGAUCAGGCCAACAAGGCUCUGCAGGAAAAGGUGGCGAGUCUGCAGAGGCAGCUGCACGGCUCAGAGAAGAAGCUGCUCAGCAAAGAGCUGGAGAACGAGGCCAAGGUGACUGCGGUGCAUCAGGUGUACGAGGAGAAGAUCAAAGGUUUGAUGCCUGCUGAAGUCAGACAGGAACUGGAGGACACCAUCACCUCGCUGAAAGCUCAGGUUACCUUCCUCCAGAAGAGAGCCUCUUUGCUACAGGAAGACCUGGAUGCCGCUCGCAGCGGGAGGUCCACCACAGGAAAACCGCCCGACUGCCCAACGGGACACGAAGACUGAGGUGCUCACACCGAUACGAGCGCCGCUGCCUGUCACUGCUUCGUCAUCUUUGACUUUCAUUUGUUUUUUGCCUCUUGUAACAUUUCAAUGUGCUCCAGUCUUUUUGAUACCAUUAACUGAAAAGUAAUGUCACUGAUAUUUCAUUUUAUACCAAAAUGCACAUUUUUAAAUAAAAGCCUUCAUUGUU